This is a messenger RNA of Limanda limanda (common dab), 1593 nucleotides long. Its product is annotated as tumor necrosis factor receptor superfamily member 14-like. Lineage: Eukaryota; Metazoa; Chordata; Actinopteri; Pleuronectiformes; Pleuronectidae. The record is from RefSeq and is a predicted model, not a curated record. Bases 1001 to 1519 code for a protein of 172 amino acids. Gene Ontology annotation, cellular component: external side of plasma membrane. The transcript has 7 exons. Gene Ontology annotation, biological process: positive regulation of cytokine production involved in immune response; defense response to Gram-negative bacterium; defense response to Gram-positive bacterium. Gene Ontology annotation, molecular function: protein binding.
GUUCGUCUCCGUUGGCCGGCAACGCGGCCGAGAUAUCUAGUGUUCAUAUCUGUUGUCCAGCUCGGACGACGGCUCGUAUUUGAGUUCAGUAAAGUUGGCAAUUGGCUUUUAACCUGUGUUCUACCUUACUACAGUGGGAAAGAGGCGCGCUAUGUGAUUUAAGAACGUUUCGCUCAUGACUUAUUGAUCCUGGAAAUUCGAAUCUGUGAAUAUCUUUCCAACUUUACCGAAGUCUUACUGAUCCAGGAAGUAACACCUGUCCUUCACUAUGAAAUGAAAACUAACUGCCUAUAGACGGAACCUGGAGAAUGUCUUAUCAUAUUAACGACGGUAAGCAGACUGAAUUUCGCUAUAACCUCUGAAUGUUGCAUAAUAAAGAGCAGGAGUGAACAAGUAGAUUGUUAAGAUGUCGCAGAUAAAUCGUCACCUUAUGUUUUCUGGAACUGAAACAGUGCAACAGAUACAGUGUUGUCUUCUAUGACGUGUCCCUUAAACAUCUCAUUACAUUACAUUUAACUGACGCUUUUAAUCCAAAGCGAGAAAGUGCUUUCAACCUUGAGGGUUCAAACCCUGAACGUCUCAUGUUUCUGUGGUGAAAAACUGUGAGACAGCAGCAGAGUGCAGCAUCUUCUCCUGUAGCAGUUUUAUUAAAGACAAGAGAAGUGCAGGUUUCAACAGCCACCUGAGAAUUAGAGAUCAGCUCUCUGUUUGCUGUGUACUGUUGUUAUCAUGGAAGUUUCAAUGUCAGAGAACUACUGUGAACAUGGUCUGUGUUUUGAGUUGUGUUCAACUUUCACUUUCAGAUAUCGAUGAAGAAGAGUGGAGUCUGAAUAUUUAGAAAAACAACAAUCACGUGAACGCACCCCCACCCCUGAACACGUCAGAAGUUUGGUGAAAACUCUUGAUGUCUCCCUCUUUUUUUCGGAUUUAAAAAUCAUCUCCAGCCGGAUGACUGUGAUGUUGACUUCAGCUCAAGAAAACUGCCAACCUGCCGUUCAACAUGAAUCUGAGAAGUAAACAUUUGGAGGCUGCAUCUUUGUUGAUAGUUUUGGUCAAAGUCUUCCGUGUGAAUAUGUGGACUUGUCAUCCAACUGAGUAUCAGAUGGGGAAUGAAUGCUGUCCUCUUUGUCCAUCUGGAACUCAUGUUAAAACACACUGCACAGAGUUCAGGAGCACUUCCUGUAUGCCCUGUGUGAAUGACACCUACAUGAAUCUUCCCACUGGACUUAACAAGUGUUUCCCCUGCACGACCUGUGGUUCAGAUUCUGGUCUGAAGACAAACACUUUGUGCACAGCAGCAACGGAUUCAGUUUGUGAACCUCUGCAAGGAUUCUACUGUAUAGACCGCAUAGGGAACCACUGUGCAGCUGCAAAGAAACAAUGUCAACCAGGGCAGUACAUCAAACAUAGACGAACCCCCCUCACAGAUGCUCUGACUGCAGUGACGGAACAUUUUCUGAUGGGACGCUUACGUCUUGUCGACCACACACACAAUGUGAAUCACAAAACCUUCAGCUGAUGCAACAAGGAACCGCUUCAACUGACGCUGAAUGUGGAAAAGACAUAUUAAAAAAGGAUCCAGUUGCAAUCAUC